AUCCACUUUUCUGUACUUGUGUACUUCCACUUGCUCACUACGCGUGCCAACCUGAACUGCAUCCAAGUUCAAGUUGUACUCGCCAGGGCCGAACGCCAUCGAGGACAAGUAUUCCCAUCCGAACUUGGAGGAAAAUGGCGAGUGACGAGAACAAAGCUUCUGUAUCUUCUUCCGAUACUAGUCCGCCGACUUCGACACGGGCUACUGGGCUAUUUUCGUACGCCCAGCCUGCCGCCCAAUCGAAGAUACCCGCUCUCACAACUUCAGUUCUGUUCGCAGCAUCAGCUCUCGUUCCACCUGCGGCCCUGGGACAAAACGUGUAUCUUCCUCCAUAUCUCCACCGUGUCGGGUUUUCGUUUAUUUUCGGUGGUGUUGCAUACGUCUUUUCAACUGGAGAUCAUAGGAACGGUAGUGGAAUUGCUACGGCAUGGUCGUUGACCUAUCUUUUCCUUCAUCUGAGGAAGUCGCUCAAAACCCCACGACAUCCACUUACGCUUGCCAUGGCAGGUGGAGCUGCAGGAUGUGCUGCCCUUUAUGGCACUGAAUACUUUGUAUACGAGGAUUGAUACCAUCCCCCUUUCCCCAGCUUUUUGGCAAAUUUAUACCCCCGUCAUCAUGAACAGUGGACCUGCAAGUAUUCGUGAGUUCUCAAACUUGUGCCC
Messenger RNA from Pisolithus orientalis, 662 nucleotides. RefSeq lists its product as uncharacterized. Gene Ontology annotation, cellular component: mitochondrion. The transcript has 4 exons. NCBI's taxonomy places the organism in Eukaryota, Fungi, Basidiomycota, Agaricomycetes, Boletales, Pisolithaceae. The record is from RefSeq and is a predicted model, not a curated record. Bases 135 to 566 code for a protein of 143 amino acids.